Messenger RNA from Meriones unguiculatus (Mongolian gerbil), 2594 nucleotides. It is a transcript of the gene Fam169b, whose product is annotated as Protein FAM169B. The transcript is spliced from 9 exons. NCBI's taxonomy places the organism in Eukaryota, Metazoa, Chordata, Mammalia, Rodentia, Muridae. The coding region runs from base 27 to 1217 and encodes 396 amino acids. The record is from RefSeq and is a predicted model, not a curated record.
ACACGCGGUACACACAGAUCGGGAGCAUGGAGGUUGAGGCCGUCCGCGGAGCCACAGAGGCUUACCCUGUGGACAUCCUGGAGGAUGACCCCGACGGCUAUCAGUCUGAUGCACAGGUUUACUACAAUCUGCUCAGGGAAGGAGCCCCGAGCUCAACAGAGGUUUUCUCCCUUCCCAUAGGGGAGCAGGUCAGACUUGAAACUUCAUCUCUUUGUUUUUGCACUCUGUACCGUGACGAUCCUCAACAUAAAAUACUGGUUCUGGUUAAUCCCCAGGACACAAAGACAGUUGUGGCUGUUUACCUAAAGGAAUCCUGGUGGUCCACAGAAGAUGUCCUGAGAACUUCUGAUCCCACAAGGGAAGGGCUUGUGAAGGUUCAGUCCUUUGGGGAAAGGAUUGUACUUUUUGUUCUCAACACCAUUGUUUUUGGAAGACUGGAGAGAAGCCUGGACGAUGAUGAUAUGUUUUUCUUACCUCACCCCGCGAAGGAGCAAGCGAAGAUUCUGUGGCGAGAUGGAGCGGCAGUUGGAUUUUACUCAAUAAAAAUGAAAGGCAGCCUCUGUGGUGAUGGCACCAGCGCAUGCUACCUGUUGCCUGUCUUCGACACUGUGUUUGUGAGGAGGAAGAACCGUUGCCAAGGCCUGGGGACAGCCAUGCUGAAGGACUUCUGUGACACCUUUCCAGAAGACGAAGCCCUGGGUGUUAGCUGUCCGGUAUCUCCUGCAAUGUACAAAGUCCUCAGACACUUCCUGUUGACCUGUCCAAGCGAGAGAGGGCGCCUGUGGGAGGUGGAGCCCCCAGGGGCCUGGGGCCAGCGUGUCAACAUCUGGCUCAAGGUUUCUCUCCAGGAGGCCAGACUUCAAGAUGGGAGCACAGUGUGCUCUGAAUGCUCUGAAGAGGACACGGACACUCCGAGGGAGACUUCUCAGGAUGGUGGACCCACACAGUUAGGUCAUGGAGAAAGCCACAAGGAGUGGAUCACCAGAAAACUGGAAAAGACACAGGGUGACCAAGAAUGUGUCCCAAGUGAGGAGGAAUCUGGGAUGUCCCUGAGACCCCCCUGGGAUGAGAUGGAGGGAAGAAGAGCCAAGAGGACAGUGGCCGUCGCUGAGCUGGCUGGUGAACCAUGGAGGAAGUGUGUGCGACAAACUCCUAACUCCUCAGACGUCCAUCUGGCUUCACCAGCAUCCAAGCCUGAGAAUUUUAUGUGGCCCUGAAUAGUCUUGAAGAUGGUCCUGAAGACUGUAUGGAUUUGCCUAUCUCUGGCUCCUUUAGUAGGUUCUGAGAGUUUGAAAAAGUGCUUGGGUAAGCCAAUUACUAGAUGGAAGCCAUUCUCACAAGCCAACUGUUUGCAGAGCCAAGACUUUAGAAGCUCGUUCAUUAAAACUACCAUUGCCUCCACUCCCCAGGAGUAUGGUAGGGAGGUGCAUGGGACAUGUGAAGGGAUCAUGAAUAUAUACCCCCUUUCCUUAGUGGAAAUGGGCCCAGAGCCGGCCGUGGUACCCAUCUGUGUUGCACAGUCAGCCCUGUUGUAACCUCAGAACUUGACAGCAGAGGUUUUCGGGGAGACAAGUCUCUUCUCUGGGGAUUUGUCAGUCACUUCAGAGCUCCUGGAGGGUAAGCACCAGGGUUGGAUGUGCCAAGGCCAGAUGGUGGCCACUGUGGACCUUGGCCUGUAAUCUGCCCAUGCUGCCUUCAAUGCCUUGGGUCCAGCUGACUGAAUGUGGGGGUGGAUUUCUGCCAGAGAAAGCUGCUCUGGCUCUCUGUGGUCCAUAAAUGGUCAAACUACAUAUGCUUUGAGACCUUUUAUAUUCAUCAAAGCUCUUUGCUCAUUUCUACAUGUAUAUGCAUACAUACAUACAUCUUUCCUUUUCUCUCUUUUCUGUUUUCUUCACCUCUUUUUCUCUACCUCUUCCCCUACCCAUUUAUCUCUAUGUGUAUAUAUAUAUAUAUAUAUAUAUAUAUACACACACACAUAUAUUUAUCUCUAUGUAUAUACAUGUAUAUAUAUACAUAUAUAUUUAUAUAUAUACGUAUAUAUUUAUAUGUAUAUACAUAGAGAGAGAUAAAUAUAUAUACACACAUAUUUACUUCUAUAUCCUCCACAAUCUGUCCUCUAUGACUCCUUUCCUACCUCCAUCCAACUCUCCAUCCAUCCAUCCAUCCAUCUUUCCAUCCACCCAUCCAUUCAGUGUGCUUUCUGUGGGACAAACUCUGUGCGGUGCUUGGGAGAUGGAACUGAGGUUUGACUUCAGCCCCAGGGAGCUGCUGUCUCUGGACGGGAUGCUCUUGGUUGUCUAUUACAGUCUGAAUCCUCUCAUACUCACUGCGGAAGGGAGGGUCCCCAACCACAAGGAAGCAGAACUUGUAGCCCUGUAUGGGGAUAUCACAAGGCCCCCGUUCACAGAUGGGGUCUGUGAAGGAAGGCCAGGCUCCGGAUGUGGACUGAGCAUCUGAGGGGUGCUUUGUGUGGGACCCCACUCAUCCUUUAACAUGCAGUUCAUGUGUUGUGAAGAUUUUGUACUUUCUGUUUAUAUGAAAAUUAACUCAUAAGUAUCUCCGGGAUUUAAUAAAGUUAUUAUUCAGUAAGACCA